UAUUUUCUACGAUGAUUUAGUUGUUAUGGUGAGGUGAUUAUCAGUUAUAGCAUCAUAAACAGCAGCGCUUUUGUCACAUAGUAUUGUUUGACAUUUUGUAAAUGGAUUUUCUGAAGUUCUUUAAGAUGUAUUUGCUUGUUGCAAUACUCGUUGUUUUGUGUCCAAUAGUUGCAUGUCAAAGUUGCAUAGCACCGAAAGGAAGCAGAUGUAUCCCAAUCGGGAGACCACCGGCAUCCUGUAUAACGAAAAUUGAGAAUGGCACGAGUUUAACGUGGUUCCACAUGCAGGAAAAUUGUGUUAAAAAUAAAGGGAGACUGAUAUGGCUUAGAGAUGAUUUCAAUACUAGUAAUUUAGCAGCCACGGAAACAACGUUAACUGGCGGAAACUUUAGCAAAACAGAUUUUCUUGUGAUUGGACUUCUACACUCAAUGAAAGGAGAUGAUUUGAAUUUCUGGAGGAACCCUCAUGACAAUGAUACACUGUCUUGUGGAACAGAAGACACGGCUUUAUGUUUGCAAUCACCUGCAACAGAGAAACAGUGUAACAUAAUAGGAUGUUGUUGGCUACACGGAAAAUGCCAAUAUCCAGAGCGUCAAUGGCUGUCUGAGAAAACCGGAAGUGACGUCAUAGAUACAACAGCAAUCUCUGGGGGUUCAGACAGAAGUUGCGUUGGACUACAAAAGAGCGGCAAGGAUUGGUCAUUCAAAGCAUUUAGCUGUUCUUCACCGCCGGCUUCAAAUACAGGAUAUGUCUGUGAAUACAAGUGUCAGCCAGACUGGUCGAAUAACGGAUUGAAGAACGUGACAUGGCCUAGGAGCGGCUCGACCGGAGUAAGUUCAACAGCGGCCUACUCCGACACUACUGGUCAUGUGAUAACGACCACCGAUAGAAACAAGGCGGCAAAGGAUUUCAACAAUCAAGUGAUGUCCACGAUUUGCGGUUUAACUGUAAUGCUAAUGUGUUAUAUGAAGUUACCUUUCAUGUAAAGUAUAGGUAGUGUGGUAUAGAUUGACUGACCUACUUUGUUUUGAUUUUCAUUCUUAACAUAACCUAUUGAAAAAAUAAUAUGUUUCAUGCAGUUAUAAAAUAAGGCUUUAGUUUUCUGUGUUAAGUGGUCAAAUCGUAAUUUUACCAAUCAAACAACUCGUAGCAAUUUAUCUGAAAG
Molecule: messenger RNA, 1165 nt
Organism: Ruditapes philippinarum (Manila clam)
Lineage: Eukaryota; Metazoa; Mollusca; Bivalvia; Venerida; Veneridae
Exons: 6
Coding region: 102-986 (294 amino acids)
Source: RefSeq, a predicted model, not a curated record